CAAUAUUGUAAUUUGUAAUGUAAACUUGUAAGUUGUAAUAUAAAUGUAGAUUUAAUGACCUAAUAAUUAACGUAUUAGUCACUAUAUAAAUAGAUUGACAGUGUUGUAAAUGCUGCAUCUGUAACGUAAAACAUAUUUUGAUGUUUUGAUAAAUACGUACUUAAUUUUAAUAUCUAUUAGUCAGUGACUCAGACAGUUGAGACUUGUUAGUUGUUUGUGGCUUCGCUAACUGCAUCCUGUUAUCCGUAAUCAAUGCCCUACAUUUUGAUUAGAGGCAAUUUAGCUUCUUACGGCCACAAAAACCCUUGGCGUGUUUUGGUUUCUGGCCUGAAAGCUGGAGAUAUAGAACAACUGAAAAGAUUUGCAUGUGGAGGUUAUUCUGAUGAUUCAACCAUUGUCUAUCUGCAACAUCCAUGUGUGAUAUUGAGUGCUUUAGAAGUCUUAGGGUAUAAAGUGGUUGCUUCUAGUUCUACAGCAGUUAAACAAGAUUACAAUGAAUACAUGUGGACAAUGAGAAAAGAAUUUUCAGAACCAGAACCUUCAAUUAUUGUAGAACAAGAUAACAUUACCAACUUCAGUAAGGAAGCAUUACAAUAUCACCAUUCAAACAAGGACGAGGUUUAA
Molecule: messenger RNA, 624 nt
Organism: Leptidea sinapis
Lineage: Eukaryota; Metazoa; Arthropoda; Insecta; Lepidoptera; Pieridae
Exons: 3
Coding region: 253-624 (123 amino acids)
Biological process (GO): negative regulation of biosynthetic process
Source: RefSeq, a predicted model, not a curated record